AUAUAUUACAUAUUGUUAACUUAUGAAUGUCAAUUUAAUGAAACGAAACGGAACAAAACGCAAUUAAACGAAACAAAACAAAACAAAACAAAAUGUAAUUAAAUGGAACGAAACGCAAUGAAACGUAACAAAAUGGAUCAGGAUAAAAUAUAUGAAACGAAACACAACGGAACACAACGGAACAUAACGAAAUAAAUGAAACAUAACAAAAUACAACGGAAUGAAACGGAACUAAACAAAACGGAACGAAACGAAACGGAAUACAUUGAAACGUAAUGGAACAGAAUGGAAUAGAAUGGAACGAAGCAGUAUGAAUCGGACCAGAUCAGAUCAAGUUGUAUAUAUCAUAGUAUGACAGUGAAUAGCAUAAAGAAAUAGUAGGGGUAAAAGUUGAUUGAAAGAAGAAGAAUAGAUAGAGAAUAAUAUAACGUUGGUGAAGGAAACAUUAUACAGAAGGUUCAAUGUUCUCCCACUCUUGAGGCCCAAGCUUUCAGUCUGCUCGUGUGGUCAGUUUAGUAAUUACGCGGCAAGGAAUAAGUUUGGGUAUACGCAGUACUUGUAAUGUGUAAAAUAAAAAAACUUUGGGUGUGGCGUUUAUUUUUAUAAUGCUCACUGUGAAACUAUUAGCAAUUUCAAUGUUGAACAUUAUUAAUUAGUUAUUAAAAUAAAAAAAGUGUGAUUUGCAAAUUGAAUAAUAUUUAUAAAAAUCUUAAAAUUUUUUCCCGCUUAUGAAGUGGAUUAUAAGUUCAUUACUGUAUAUUUAUGUUUAACUGAAAAUAUUUUUUGGAAGAUAAAAAAAAUGUUUAAUAAUCGACAGAAAUUCAUAUUUAAUAAUUCGUUUGAUGUACAUUUCUGAACUUUAAAUCAAGAAGAUAUCUUUUUCUUUUGAAGUAUUCAGUUUUAUUUGGAUCAUCUUUCUUUUUCUUUAUAUUUUUACUUGACCGUAUUAGAAGAAUGACAGUCUCGGAAGAAAUGGAUAUAUAUAUAUAUGCAAGUACAUAUGCGUGAGACAGAUGGGAGAGAAGCACAUAAUGAAGGCACAUAAUAUAGUGCUGAAUAUAGGUGUGUUCUUGUAUAAAAAAUUUGAAGACAACGAAAUGUUUAAAAAUAAUGGCUACAGAAUUGGCAAAUAAAAAAGCUGAGCGUGAAGCUCUGCGCGGCGUUAUUCAACAAUGGAACGCUAAUAGAUUGGAUUUGUUUGAACUCUCAGAACCAAAUGAGGACUUGGAAUUUCAUGGGGUAAUGAGAUUUUAUUUUCAAGAUAGUGGUCAAAAAGUUGCAACGAAAUGUAUUAGAGUAGCAUCGGAUGCAACAAGUCAAGCGGUCAUCGAAACUCUUAUUGAAAAAUUCCGUCCAGAUAUGCGAAUGCUUUCAGUUCCAGAAUACGCACUUUAUGAAAUUCAUGAAAAUGGUGAAGAGCGUAAGCUUGGACUCGAGGAGAAACCAUUGUUAGUGCAAUUGAAUUGGCACAUCGAUGAUCGCGAGGGACGUUUUUUAUUAAGAAGAAUCGAUGAUAAGACUAACGCUCAAGGUGUUGGUUUCUCUUCUUCGGAUGGAUCUAGUUUUCGUAGAAAAUUAAGUAAACGUGAAAAAAAACAAAUGAAAAAACAAGAAAAACUCAGUCGUUUAAAGAGUUUAGAACAAGAUGAAAAUAGUAUACCCGUUGAUCAAAAUGGAGUAGCUGAAAAACUUUAUACAGAGUUACCUGAAACGAGCUUUACCAGAAGUAUUUCAAAUCCAGAAGCUGUGAUGAGAAGGCGACGUCAACAAAAAUUGGAGAGAAAAUUGCAACAAUUUCGUAGUAAAGAUGGUGGUCCUGAUACUGGAGGAACAUUAAAGAUUUAUGGUGAAGCACUUUGUAAAGAUGUUCCAUAUAAAACUUUGCUUUUAAGCGUUCGAGAUUCAGCAGUUCAGGUUGUACGAGAAAUGCUUUCUAAAUAUGGUUUAGAGAAAGUUGAUCCACAACAAUAUUGUCUUGUACAGGUAAAUAGUGAAAAUAAUCUUAAUGGAGGAACCCAACAAGAAUAUAUACUGGAUGAUGACGAAUGUCCUUUAGCUAUUCUUAUGAAUCAUUCUUCUACUCGCGGUUCUAUUAUGUUUCACGUACGAAGAAGACCUUCGGAUUAUGUGCCUCGGAAACGCAAGAAAAAACCAAGUGGCAAAUGGAAUGAAUUAGAUUGCAGAUACGAAGAUGAAAGAUUACCUUUUUUAUUAGAAUUGAAUCCUGAUGGUAGUGAAAUUCCAAACGGUGCCGGUGUACGACAUCGGUUACAACCAAACGUGACGGAGGUGGGCUCGGAAAGACCAAUAGGUCCACAGGCAGUUCAAGCUCAAACUCUCACUUUGACAGGACCAACGGUUAUGCCGAGACACUGUGUAAUUGCUUUUACUGAAAAUAUUGUCACUCUUACACCUUGCUCCAGAGAUGCUUAUACUUACGUAAACAAUCAGAGGAUACAUCAAACAACAAUACUUCAGAAUGGAGCAAUUGUGAAAUUUGGCAGAUUACAUACUUUUAAGUUCAUCGAUCCAACACCUGAUGAACGAAUUAGACAACGACAUGAUUCUGGAAAACAAAUCGAAUAUAAUUAUGACCGCCUGCUUUUGUACCGUAGACGCUCCCCAGACUUGGCCAAUCAAGAAACGAACAUGGAAAAAUAUGGAACAGUAUCCGGAACUUCAAAUAAUGGACAGAAUCAAGUUCAAAUUCAGAGCCAAUCAAUUCAAGACCAAAUUAUUCAUUCAUCUAGUCCAAACAAGUCUACACCCAUUCCUGCUGCUGCUGUUACUGUAUGUCAUACUCGAAGUCCAACGCAUGCAUUGGAAUCAACUCAUAAUUAUGAAACUACGUUUGAUCUCGAUGGAAACGUUGAGACUGCCAGUCUUACCAGCAGCAGAGACGGUAACAGAACAUUACAGAAUGAUCGACAACCACGAGGAACGGACCCAAUCUUACCAGCUGUAUUAGAAUUUCUUGAAGAAACAGAAGAAACAUUUUUUCAUGCAGUAAUUACGGACGUUGAACCAUCAGCACCUCAAUUUAAAUUGGCUCCAACAUAUACCCUUUACCUGGCAGCAAGAUAUCGUGCAAGCACACAUUUUAGACCAGAAUUACAACCAACGGAGAGAGCUCACAGAUUGACUGUAAUGUUGGCAAACGUCGCUAGUAUGAUUCAACGAGUAAUACAGGAACGGUAUAUGGAUGCGUCUUCAUUGGCAUUAUGGUUAGCAAAUGGUUCAGAAUUAUUACAUAUGUUGAAAAACGAUCGUCAUGUAGGAGCAUUUUCGACGAGAGCACAGGAUAUUUUGACAGAAGCAGUUCAUACAGCUUUUGCGUCGCUAGUUCGAUGCAUUUCCUUAGAACUAGCGCCGGCAAUGUCACAAUUUAUGGCUGAUGCAGAUGAACCUGCCAAAGAAGCUGGUGUUCUUCAAAUAUUUUCGAGUACGAUGGCAUUACUCAGACGAUGUAGAGUAAAUGCUGCGCUCACGAUUCAACUAUUUAGUCACUUAUUUCAUACAAUAAAUGCAACUACAUUUAAUGCAUUAGUUUCAAACACAAACUUAUGUGUUAGAUGGUUUGGUCGUAGAUUAAAGGCAAGACUAAACGCUCUUGAAACUUGGGCUGAAAGGCAAGGAUUAGAACUCGCAAGUCAAUGUCACUUAGCAACAAUUAUGCAAGCGACUCAUCUUUUACAAGCGCCAAAAUAUAAUGCAGAGGAACUUGCUACUUUAAGUUCUACUUGUUUUAAGUUGAAUUCUCUUCAAGUCCGAGCAUUGUUGCAAAAAUAUCAACCAGCUGCUGAUGAGCCAAGACUUCCGGCAGAAUUGAUCGAGAAUGUAGUCAGAGUAGCAGAAAGUGUGGCUGAUACUUUGGCACGUGCUGAUGGCAGGGAGAUUCGACUUGAGGAAGAACCUACACUUGCAUUAGCACUUUUACUUCCCGAAGAUGGAUAUAGUUGCGAAGUUAUUCGUGGUGUACCUCCAGGAUUAGCAGAAUUUUUAGCACCAUUACAACGAGAUGGUCUUUGUCGUAUGGCAUCACAACCUACUAGUAGUGGAUACUGGACUAUAUAUAUGAUAGAUCAUCAUAAUAAUUUUCGCAGCCCAAGUGCAAUGAGUAAUAGAUCUGGAGGGUAUUCUUGUCAUGCGGGUUCAAAUAUUGUUCAGCCUGAGAUACAUAUAAUAAAAUUACAUAAAUCUACUAAUGGAAUGGGUUUAAGUAUCGUUGCGGCAAAGGGUGCUGGUCAAGAUAGACUUGGAAUAUAUAUAAAGAGCGUAGUUACUGGUGGUGCUGCUGAUGCUGAUGGUAGAUUGACUGCUGGUGAUCAACUGCUAAAAGUGGAUGGACAAAGUUUAGUAGGAAUUACUCAAGAAAAGGCUGCUGAAUAUUUAGUACGCACUGGUCCAAUAGUCACACUUGAAGUUGCUAAGCAGGGUGCCAUAUAUCAUGGUUUAGCUACUUUAUUGUCACAACCAUCACCAGUAAUGAACAGAGCAUACAAGAUUCGACCCAAAUCCGAAAGCUUGGAAGCUUCAACGGCGCAAGAAAUGAACGAGCAAUCAUCUACAUCACAUUCAAUGGGUAAUUUGUUGAAUGUUCCAAGGCACGCGAUUGAUUUGGAACGUUCAAUCGAUUCAGUACCAGACUCAAACUCGGAUUCUUCGGCUACAGUAAACAACAAAUGUAAUAGUUUUUCUCUCGAUUCAAUACCCUAUAUCGAUCAAGUCGAUGAAAUAUCAUCAGUUCCAUUUUCAAGCAAUCAAUUCCAAUUGGAAUUGGAUAAAUACCAAUUGGAAAAUAAUAACCGCGUUGUGAUCAAACGCUAUGAUUCACAAUUAAUCAACGAAGAAGGACAAAUUGCAAAUAGAUACGAACGAGGAGAAGCAUCUUCAUAUAAACAAGAAAAAUAUACAAAGACAAACAAACAAGCAAACAAAUAUAAUAUGGCGAAACAACAGGAAAAAAAUGAUGAAAUAAAAGAAAGAAAAGUAAAAGAUAUCUUGUUAUCGCCGUAUGUUAUAUUAAAUAAUAAUGAUGAUUUCGAAAUAUUUAUUUCAAAAGCAAAGGCUGACAUGUUUAAUAUUCCAGUAUUGAAUCUUGAUUUGUCUGGUCUAGAUAGUAAUACAACUUAUGAUGUCUCCAGUUUCAACAAGUGUUGGAAAUCACCAGAAGAGAAUAUGAAUAUUAUAUCUUCAAACAAUAUAAUUCUUGAUAAGGACAUGAAUAAGGAUAUGAAUAAAAUGUUAUCUUCGUAUAAUAUAAAUGAAAAAUUAAUAUCAGAAAAUAUUCAAAAAUAUGAUUCACCAUAUAUAAUAAAUAUUGCAAAAAAUUAUAUUCAAAGAAAGAAUACAAAACAAAAAUUAUCUAAUGCUAAAUUUAUGAAACAAUUGUCAAGUUCCUAUCCAAAUAUUGAGAGAAUAAAGGAAUUAUGGCAUAACGAAAAUAAUCAAUUAAAAGAGGGAAAUAGAAAAAAAUACCUGUGGUUUAAUUUAAAAAAAUGUGAUUCGGUUUAUGAAUUAAAACAAAUCAAUGAUAUAUUAUCACUUCCUACUAAACAAUUUCAAUUUUGGAAUGAUAAUAAUAUAACAAAUUAUGAAGAAAAACUUUGCAAGCAAAAUUUCAUUGUUCAAGACAAAUGUCAACAAAAAUCAAUGUCAUUUAUUAAAGAAAAUAAUUAUUCUAAUAUUUUACCAAUUCAAAUUAAAAAAAAUCGAAAAAAUAACAUGAUCAACAAUCAGCAAAUUCCAAUUUUGAUUGAAAAAAUUUAUACUAAUAAUACGAUCAACUUAAUGCUCGACCAGGAUUGGAAAAUUUAUCCAAGAUCAAAUCGAACUCAUCUAAAUCUUGAUUUCUUUUUACGAUCUCGUCGCAUGAGCGAACGAGAUUUACCAUCUAGACUUGGACGCGAUAUAACUGCACCCCAACAACAAAUGCAUAUUAGCAAAUCAGUGCCAGCGUUACACAAUGUAGGAACAGAUGGAAAACAACAGCACGAAGUAUUCAAUCCUGGUUACAGUAGAGCAUCUUCAAGCAAUAGUGUCACACCUCCAGUUACGCAGCCACCUCCACCAAUGGCCACAAUCAGCGGUUCAACAUCAUUACGUUCUCGUUCGAGUCAUAAUUUACAUGAUUCGACAAGAAUCGGAACUUUAUCAUCGAAUGGUCUCGUAACUAGACAACAAUCGUCACCAAAUUUAAAUCCUGAUCAUACAUCGAAUCACAAUGAUACAAAUGUGAAUGGUGGAACAAAUUCGAACAUUCUUCAAGGUAACGAAGUUGAAAGAUUUUAUCAAAAUUUGAGUAUCUAUCGUAAUCAAGAUGCAACAACUAAACAGCAUAAUCCAUCUCAACAUUUAGAUGAUAGAACUCCUCUUCAAUUACAAAAGAAUUUGAGAGGUUCGCAAAAUUCUUUAAAUCGUCCAGGAGUGUUUGAAAUGAAUCAAACUAGAGACCGUCCAAUAUCCUCGUAUGUACCUCAACCUCAACAACAAUCUUAUAUUGAUAAUACUGGUCAAUCGCAACAACAAGCUUGCACAGCACCUCCAAGAUCUCAAUCAUCUCGAGAUAUAAUACGUCAAGAAGCGAAACUUCAAGAAAUGCAAGAAGAAGUCAGAAGACGCGAGUUACGAGGUGGAAUUUCAGUUCCAUUGAAUCAAUACCGACCAUCUACUUACAAUUUAAAAACAAAUACAUCUGUUCAAUCAUCGAUUAGUUCUGUUGUUCGACCAACAAAAUCUAUUGGUUCGCAACCAAAUUUGGGAUCAAGUCCACCGAUAACAAUAUCCACAUCAGUUUCAACAUCCAGACAAACCGGUCCUUCGAGUUAUAAUUAUUUGGAUGCACAAUAUGGUUCAUAUAUGGUUCAAUAUGGAAAAUCUUCACAUACUCAUCAACAUCAAUCUCAAUCUCAAUCUCAACACCAACAUUCACAUCAACAUCAGCUACAACUCCAGCAUCAAUAUCAACACCAACAUCAACAUCAGCAUCAACAUCACAAUAUACAACAACAAAAUUUUGGACAUAUCCAAUAUGGACAUGUUGGUAUGUUAUCGUCAAGAGGAAAAAAUGACUUAACUCGUAUGCAAUUAAAUGGGACAUUACACGAUUAUGGAAGAGAUCAAAAUAUUCGAGAUAUUGGAAAAUUAUAUACAGAUCAAAAUCAACAUGUUGCUGGAUCGCAGUAUUGUUUGAAUAGUAAUCCAGAGAUACAAAAUGAAUUCUAUAAUGAUGAAAAUGGAAUAAAUAGAAUGCAAACUGCACCAGAAGGAACUUCAAUUUCAAAUGAAAUUCCUAUACGACCUAUUCUACCAGAAGAAGGAUUUACCGAAAGUUCUCCACCGCCACCUCCAAGCACUUCAACUCAUCCUCUCUAUAAUAAACAAUCGGAUUCAAGAUACACUGCAAGUAUGCAAGAUCCUCCGCGUGGAGGAUAUUAUCCAACAAAUACAACAGGUACUACAUUACAGCCACGUCAAUAUCAAUAUAGUGCUUCAAAUCCAUGGCAACGAGAAGAAAAAGAGAGAGAACAGGCACGCAGAAGAGAAGCUGCAAGACAAUGGAGAGAUCAACAAAUAGCGGAAUUGAGUGCACUAUCUCAUAGAACAUCGCAACAAGAGGAACAAUUGCGAGCUCUUCAAUUGGAAAGAGAUUUUCAAAAAAGAGCCGAAGAAAUAGCUAAUCAACAAGAUGAUGAUGAAGAAAGUAAUGAUUUAGAUACUGAAAAUAUAAGAGUUCAGCAAUCUUUAUUUCAAACAACAGUGAUGCAAGAUCGAAAUAAUUCAUUAGAGCAACAUUCCAAUUUAUCUAAGACUAAUGUAACAAACCAAUCCUCUAAAGGAAAUCAUUUUUCUCGAUCUCUCGGUGGAUCUCCGAUGCAUUCUAUGAAUGUUGUAACUACACACGGAAAUAAUACUCUUCAACAAUGUACACAAAAUAUUACAACUACUUGUUUGCAGCAACAACAGCAACAACAAGACAAUUCCAGUUCACUUUUAUCUUCAGAUUUUCAACAUCAACAUACUAAUCAAAUGCAAAAUAAUAUAGGACAAAUUUCAAUGCCAUCCUUGAUUCAUUUGACUUCUUCUCAAAAAUCUCUUGGUUUGUCUCAAUCCAAUGAAGAAAAAGAAAUGCACCGUAGACAUGAGGAAAUUAAACGAAAACAAAUAGAUUUCGAUGAUACUCAAUUGAAAAAAGAGGAAGAAACUAAUAAACAACAGCAAAUGUAUCAACAGCAACAUCAUUCGCAACAAUCGCAAUCCCAUCUUAAAACUCAACAAUUAUUGCAUUCUAAUAUGUUGCGAUUGGAUAGCUUAAUUAUUAACGGAUCAAAUGCAUCUCCUACACAAAAUGGUAUCAAUGAUGCGCCUUUGCCUCCAGAACGAGGUUCUAGUUUUGCGGUUAUGUCACAGCAAAAUACGCUCAGAUCAAAUAAUGCAAAUAUAUCAAAUAUAAUAUUAGCAUCUCAACCGCAAACAACAUCCGUUAAAAGAGUCUCAUUUCACGAUUCAAAUGCAAAUGUAGAAUCUAUACGAAAUAUCUCAUCUGGAAAUUUGAGCACGAAUCAAACUAUGACUAUGGAUGCCAUUACAGAAGAUCCAAAUAAUUUCAUAAAUGAUGCAGAAAUUUUAUUGGCAUCUCCAAAAACACCCGAAGGAUCUGGUGGAACUUCGAUUACUGGUAGCACACCUGGCGUUAUAGGUGCUCAAGAAGUGUACAAAGAUCCCAGACAAAAAAGACUCGCGGAAAAACAGAAACAGCAACAAAGUUCUCAAGUUGGGCAAGUACCUGAAAAACUCAGUUUUAAAGAAAAAAUGAAAAUGUUUGCAAUGGAAACCGGUGAAGAUGGAACUCCACGGGAUAAAGUGAAAAUUUCACGUGCACAGCGUGAAAUAGAUAAUAUUGGAAAUCCCGUACUGAAUAGCAAUUAUUACAAUAACAGUAAUAAUAGUAUCAUCAACACCAGUAAUAGUAACAUCCAAAAUAAUAACAACGGCAAUAGUAUCAAUAACAACAAUAGCAAUCGACAACAAUAGAAAUUAAGACUGAAAAUUGAGAUUUAUUUUUUUAAAAUCAUAUUACAUGGAUCAGAUAAAAAUUGAUGCAUCUGAUACCGAACUAUUAUUAUACCAUAUAAAGAAUGUGUGUAUUAUAUUGGUAAUGAUACUUCAUUAUAAAUAUGAACGUAUAUGUAUUCCAAUUUGCCCAAUUUUGACCAAAAUAUUAUAUAUUAUAAAUUAAAAAUAUUAGAGUAGAGAAUAAAUGCAUUCAUAUGAUAGAAUCAGUCUUCAUAUUUUUAGUAUUUAAUAACACAAUGAAUAUUAAAUGCAUUUGAAAUCUACUCAUUCGAUUGGACCAAUUUACGAUUUUUGAUAGUAAUAGUUAUAAAUAAGGCUUAUAAUAAAAUAUACUAAAU
Messenger RNA from Apis mellifera (honey bee), 9413 nucleotides. RefSeq names its product afadin (gene cno). Gene Ontology annotation, biological process: regulation of protein localization; signal transduction. The record is from RefSeq and is a predicted model, not a curated record. Gene Ontology annotation, molecular function: cell adhesion molecule binding. Lineage: Eukaryota; Metazoa; Arthropoda; Insecta; Hymenoptera; Apidae. The transcript has 32 exons. Gene Ontology annotation, cellular component: adherens junction. Bases 1111 to 9033 code for a protein of 2640 amino acids.